Molecule: messenger RNA, 2306 nt
Organism: Dryobates pubescens (Downy woodpecker)
Lineage: Eukaryota; Metazoa; Chordata; Aves; Piciformes; Picidae
Gene: NDRG3
Product: NDRG family member 3
Exons: 17
Coding region: 126-1289 (387 amino acids)
Biological process (GO): signal transduction
Cellular component (GO): cytoplasm
Source: RefSeq, a predicted model, not a curated record
CGCAGGCGCAGCGCGCCCCACAUGCCGCGGCGCCGGAGCUGCUGAGGUACCUGCCGCGGUACCUGUCGCCGUACCUGUCGCCCAGAGUCACUGUCUGAGGGUUAGUUGGCUCCAUUCAUAACACCAUGGAUGAGCUGCAGGAUGUUCAGCUGACAGAGAUCAAACCACUCCUCAACGAUAAGAACGCAGCUCGCAACUUCCAGGACUUCGACUGUCAGGAGCAUGACAUUGAGACGGCUUUCGGGGUGGUGCACGUCACCAUGCGGGGCACAGCCAAGGGCAACAGACCUGUCGUCCUCACCUACCACGACAUCGGCCUCAACCAUAAAUCCUGUUUCAAUGCAUUCUUUAACUUUGAAGAUAUGCAAGAGAUCACUCAGCACUUUGCUGUGUGCCACGUGGAUGCACCAGGCCAGCAGGAAGCAGCACCCCCCUUUCCCUCUGGGUACCAGUAUCCCAGUAUGGAUGAACUGGCUGAGAUGCUGCCUGCUGUUCUGACACACCUGAACCUGAAGAGCUUCAUUGGGAUUGGACUGGGAGCUGGUGCUUAUGUCCUCAGCAGGUGUGCACUCAGCCACCCCGACCUGGUGGAGGGACUGGUUCUCAUUAACGUUGACCCAUGUGCCAAGGGCUGGAUUGACUGGGCAGCAUCCAAGUUUUCAGGCUGGACAACCAACAUCGUGGACAUCGUCCUCGCACAUCACUUCGGCCACGAGGAGCUGCAGGCAAACCUAGAUCUGAUCCAGACAUACAGGCUGCACAUCGCACAGGACAUCAACCAGGACAACCUGCAGCUCUUUCUCACCUCAUACAACAGCCGCAGAGACCUGGAAAUCGAGAGACCAGUCCUUGGCAUCAACGAGAACACUGCAAAAACACUCAAGUGCCCUGUCUUGCUAGUGGUUGGUGACAACUCCCCUGCAGUGGAAGCAGUGGUGGAAUGCAAUUCACGUCUUGACCCAACCAAAACCACCCUCCUGAAGAUGGCUGACUGCGGGGGCCUGCCACAGGUGGUUCAGCCUGGCAAGCUGACUGAAGCCUUCAAGUACUUUGUGCAGGGAAUGGGCUACAUCCCUUACGUGCAGCUCAGCCACCUGAGCACUGAGCCAGUGCCCGCAGCCACCAUGACCAGGCUGAUGCGCUCCCGCACCCACUCCUCCUCCAGCGUGGGCUCCGGCGAGAGCGGCCGCAGCCGCUCCCAUGCCAGCAACCACGGGGACGGAAGUGCCGGGACCCCGGACGGCCUCGACCUCCAGGAUGCAUCUCAAACCAUGGAAGUGUCCUGUUAGGCAGGAGCCCCUCUUCUGGUUCAGACAGCUCCGCUCACCCUCGCCGCCCCCACUCCGCAUCUAGCAUUUCAUCCCACGUGGCAUUAACUGUUCUAACUCGUGCAUGCCCAUCUGAGCUGCCACCUCCUUGGUAGUCUGUACUUGGCAUUACUUUGGUCCUCUCUGUGUGCCCUUGGCAAAAGAGCCUCUUCAAAACUCGUUAACAUUCCGUGUUCUUGGUAAGUCAGGUUACUGUACCCGCCCUGUCCACGCUGUAUCUCGGCCCAGAUGACAGCCCUGUCUCUCCCAUUCAUUUAAAUAUUAUUUCUGUGGCUUUGUGAGGUUUAGAAUUGCUUCCUAGAUGUGCUUCUGCUAAAGGACCCUUGUGGUGCAGUUGGUGUGGCAUCUGUGGGGCAUGGGAAAGCAGGACCGUGGUGGUGUGAAACUGCAGGUGCUGGAGCAGGCACCGCUCCUUGGCAGAGCUGUGCCUGGAGCACAGAACACACCAGAAGGUCUCUGUGUUCCCAGGACUCUCGGUGUGCCAGACAGCCAUGGAGACAGCAGCUGAUCAGAAAUACUGUCUUGGUCUCAUCUGUGUGUGUGUGUGUGUUAGGAAGGAGCAGAGGGAUUUCUUACCUGAGCCUCCAAAAGGCAAAGCAUUCAACAAGGACACUUUUGCUAACUGCAGUGCACUAGCAAUCAACUACAAGGGAUUCAACUACUGCAGCAGCCCUGGCUCCACACCACCUCUGCUCAGCCUCUGCUGCCCUCCAGAAGGGCCAGAUGCAGUUAACCUCUGCUCACUGUUCUGCCAUGGCACACAUGAAUCUUUAACAUCAAGCAGGUUGUGAAAUGAGCAGCAGUGCCAGGGGGAGAUACAGAAAUCUCCCCUGCUGCCAGCUCUGCUUCCCACUGCUGCCAGCCCCAGACAGGGUGUGUCUGCACAGGGUGCUCCUGGAGGCUCAGAAGUACCAGGGGGCGUAGAGGGUGGCGGCAGGCACACGGUGAGCCAGGCCAGCAGCGUGAGCAGCUGUGCAG